This is a messenger RNA of Malaya genurostris, 1420 nucleotides long. RefSeq lists its product as uncharacterized. The record is from RefSeq and is a predicted model, not a curated record. Gene Ontology annotation, molecular function: NADH pyrophosphatase activity; NAD binding; ADP-ribose diphosphatase activity. The coding region runs from base 309 to 1250 and encodes 313 amino acids. The transcript has 6 exons. NCBI's taxonomy places the organism in Eukaryota, Metazoa, Arthropoda, Insecta, Diptera, Culicidae.
UGGCAACGCUAGUCUUGAUUCGUUUAAUCACUGAUCUAUAAACAUUGUUCGGUUUAGCUAUAACCUUUGUUGAAGAUAAAACAUCAAUAUCUGUGAUUAAUGAAUGCUAGCCUAGAUUUAGUCUAUUGUUGUUGAUAUAGAAUGAAAAUGGUGCUAUGAUGCUAAACAGAACUUCAUUGAUGGUAUGUUACACACUGAUACCAUAUACAGUGCAGUUGUAGGCAGAACUGGAAAGGAAAAUAAUGUGAUGUCUCAGUCACAGAUUUCGUGUGGUGAUACGUGUUUUUUUUCAUUUUCAUAGAAGUUAAAUGAACUGUGUUAUUCUAGCUCGUUUAUUUUUAAGCCACACACGUCGGACUGUUAUUUGUUCAAAUUUGUUUAGCAAAAUGAGCGGAAAAACGGAUAUUGUGUUAAGCUCUUCUUGGUUUAAUAAAUAUGUUGCCGACGAAGAUAGCCCGGAAGGUGUUUUCAGAGGACUUUCGGAUAGAUUUAGUGGAAUAACUGUCGACUCAAACCGAGAAACAUGUAAAUCGGAAGAAUUCUCUGAAACUCUGCAAAGAUCGCUAUCGUAUUGGAUAACAAAAAAUAAACGUGGUAUAUGGUUCAAAGUUAACUUGAGUUGUAGUCAUUGGGUACCUGAAUUAGUGCAUAACCAGUUUAAAUUUCAUCAUGCCAAAGAUGAUUUCGUUAUGUUGUAUCGAUGGUUGCCGAAAGACGAGGAACCUAAUAUACCACCAUACGCACAUACUAUGGUCGGAGUUGGCGCUAUAGUUAUGAACAAUCAAAAUCAAAUUUUAGUCGUUAACGAGAAACAUGCGUUAAUCAAAGGUUCUUGGAAGCUACCAGGAGGGUAUGUUGAACCAGAUGAAAACUUUGUAGACGCAGCCAUCCGCGAGGUCAAUGAAGAAACAAAUAUCAAAACUAGAUUCGAGUCGUUGGUUUCUAUUCGUCAUGCACAUAGCGCCGGUUUUGGUUGUUCUGAUUUAUACAUCGUAAUGGCAUUAAUUCCUGAAAGUAUGGAAAUUAAAAAAUGUGAUCGUGAAAUAGACAAAUGUAUGUGGAUGAGCGUUGACGAUUAUUUAAUUCACCCGGAAAUACACGAAACAAAUCGGAAUUUUCUUCGUACCUAUCUCGAGUACAAGAAAAUGGGUUUAAAGAUUUCUUGCAAAAACGAAGUUCAUCAAAUUUUGAAAAAGCAAUACAAUAUUUAUUCACUUGACUGCAGUCAAAAUAAGUCGUCUACACUCUAAUAUUUGAAGAUAUAUGAAAGCAAAACAGAAGAAUAAAAUGUAAAUAAAUUUUAUCUAGACCAAAUGACUUCUGUUGUGUAUAAUAGUUUACAGCUUAGUUCUAGAAUAGAAGAUAGAAUAAGCAGAUUGUCGGAAACAACACAGGCAAAAUAAAUAAUUCUGCGAAUAAA